Messenger RNA from Scleropages formosus (Asian bonytongue), 3115 nucleotides. RefSeq names its product F-box protein 8 (gene fbxo8). The transcript is spliced from 6 exons. Bases 293 to 1252 code for a protein of 319 amino acids. The record is from RefSeq and is a predicted model, not a curated record. Gene Ontology annotation, molecular function: guanyl-nucleotide exchange factor activity; protein binding. Lineage: Eukaryota; Metazoa; Chordata; Actinopteri; Osteoglossiformes; Osteoglossidae. Gene Ontology annotation, biological process: regulation of ARF protein signal transduction.
ACGUCACUCUCGACAACACUGCGCGUGAGACGGAGACGGAGAUAGCGACGGCGGGUGGUGGUGGGUGGAGAGAGUGGGUCCGAUAGACGCAGAUUAGGGCUGUGGCGUCACUUCAGAGCUUCGCUUCGCGACAGCGGCGACAAGCAGCAUUUUGGACCCGAAAAGCAACAGCGAUGCAAGUUCUGUGAGACCUAAAGGACGAGAUAAUUAUUUCCCUGCUGAAAAAGUUUGCAUUGCUCCGUGCUGUACGUCGCGGCGGCGGUAGAAAAAUUCCAGUAAAAUAGAUCUGCAGAUGGGUCAGGGCCUGUGGAGGGUUGCGAGGAACCAGCAGCUGCAGCAAGAAUACAGCGAACAGUGCUACCUUCCCCGGGAGCGCGGCCGGAGGAUGGCAGGCACCGCCGACAACCUGAACCAGCGGCGCCACUGCCCGGGCCAGGGUGGCACUGACCUCUAUCAGCUACUCCGGGCCAGGAAGGCCAAGGAGGAGCAGGGUUUCAUCGACCUGGAGAUGCUUCCCCCGGAGCUCAGCAUCACCAUCCUCUCAUACCUGAACGCCACCGACUUGUGCCUGGCUUCCUGCGUGUGGCAGGACCUGGGUAACGACGAGUAUCUGUGGCAAGGGCUGUGUAAGUCCACUUGGGGUCACUGUUCCAUAUACAACAGAAGACUUCCCCCUGGGUUCUCCUACAGAAGGCUUUACAUGCAGCUGGACGAAGGAAGCCUCACUUUCAAUGCUAACCCACAGGAGGGGAUGGACUACUUAAUAUCCAGAGGCAUCCUGAACAACCAGCCGGAGGAAGUGGCCAAGUUCAUAUUCUACACUAGAACACUGAACUGGAAGAUGCUGAGAAUUUACCUGGACGAGAGGAGAGACGUCCUGGACGAGCUGGUCACCCUGCAUAACUUCAGCAACCAGUUCCUGCCCAACGCGCUGCGAGAUUUCUUCCGCCACAUCCAUGCCCCCGAAGAGCGCGGAGAGUACCUGGAGACCCUCAUCACCAAGUUCUCCCACCGCUUCUGCGCGUGCAACCCCGUCCUGGUCCGGGAGCUGGGCCUCAGUCCAGACGCUGUCUACGUGCUGUGCUACUCGCUGAUCCUGCUGUCCAUCGACCUGUCGAGCCCUCACGUGAAGAACAAGAUGUCCAAGCGGGAGUUUAUCCGUAACACGCGGCGUGCUGCCCAGAGCGUCAGCGAGGACUUUGUGGGACACCUUUACGACAACAUCUAUCUCAUCGGCCACGUGGCCGCCUAGUGGUGCACACACGAGCGAUGUGCUCAGCUGGUCACGUUCACCGCGUCGGCCGCUUCUGCCGUGCCUGGAGGGUGUCGAGAGCUUCGCCGGUCAUGUGACCAUCUACCCUUUACUCCCGCCAAGCAGCACUCGGCUGACCAAAUGCGUAUCCCUUCCUGUGUGCCGUCAGAGCACCAGGCCACACUUUCGUAGUAUGGAGGUAGUACAGGAGGCACAGAGAGCCGCCCUCAUCCUGCGUCUCGGCCUGUGUUGAAUUACACAUUUAAGAGAUGCUACGAAACACUACACCAAAUGUAAAAAAAAAAAAAAAAAAGCCUUUUUUUGCAACUUGCACAAUAUUUUCUCCUUUUUGUUGCUAGCUGAGGUGAACAGAAAAAAUGUCGUGCAAGUAUACGCUAACAAUGUAAAACAUCCUUGAAGCUGACUUUGAAACGCGAGGCUAUACCACUAGGCGGGAGUUUGGAAUCGCUGCUGAGAAAAGUAAGGGUGAGCGCUUCAUCAGCUUCACAGAGCUGUAGCACAUUUGGAACCCUGUGUUGUGACACCUACCAUUUACAGGUUCCGUAUCCUUCACCUUAAAAGAAAAAUAGUGAUUUCAAUUAAUUAAUGCUCUUCUGUGUUUCCGGGAUAGGGCGCAGACCACCGCGACCCUGCAAAGGACAAGGAGUGGGUAGAAAUGGAAGGAAAUGUUUGAAUUAACAAUGAAUGUUUCUUUGGGGUUUAAAAUUUAGUGUGUGGAGUUUUUGCAGCUAAGAGAGCUUUGAGGAAUUAACUGAUUAUUAGUGCACUGCAGAAUUUAAUGUGUGACGAUUUGGGGAGGGGCUCUUUCGAGGGAGACCAAUCUCCAGGUUGGAUGAAGAACCUUCUGCUUUGAUUACCCAGGCCACCAGUGAAAGUCUUGCGCAGCACCACACAGCACCACAUCAAGCAGAACACAUUACCACACUUUUGUGUACCCCCCCGCCCCCCACCUCCCAUGUUCAAAUAGUCUAAGAGCUUCAGUGUACAUCCCAAGUCUAAGCAGGUUCUUCUCCACCCUGAGACCACCGUUUUGAAUGUAGGCCUGAUCCCCUCCCGUCACUUCUACUCAAUCCUUCGACCGCUUUUAACAGCACCUCCUACGACAUCUACUGCUGUUGUAACCAUUGCAGUCUGAACAGAGUCCUGGUUACCCUGUCACAGGUCAGGUGAGCAGAGCAGCGGAUUUAGAUCGUACUCCAGCUGUGCGGGUUCACUGACUCGCACCCGAAGCGCUUCUCGAUCGCCGUUCCUGGAGUUCGCACUUCUUGUUUGACCCGUCGCACAUUAAGGUGCCAAUAGUGAGACUGCAAAAAAAUAACUGACAAGCAAAAAAUAUAUUGGUAACAUUUGCUUACAAUUAAGUAACCCUGAGUAUUUUUUGCACAUCAUGUAUAUAUUUAAGUACAGAGAUUUAUGAACAUAUAAUUUUAUUUUGAAGUAUUUUAACAACUUUUUCUCAAUCAUUUCUUUUUUUGCACUUCUGUAUUGUUUGUUACAAGCAGUUUUAGCAAUUGCAUGCAAUUCCUUGUUCCUUUAUUUAAUAUUUUCUACUGUUAAUGCCAUUGAUUGAUUCAUUAAAAGAAAACUAUUAUAAUACUGCUGAAAUAGUGAAGUCCAACCCGACGAAAUGGAGCUGUAACCCUGACAAAGAAUGACGCUGGGAUGAGACAGGGGUCACCCGAUUAAUGUUUCAUUUGAGAUGUUAAACCUGGAUCACUGACAAUAUUUUUGUUCAUUUUAAUUGACAGAAAAUACUAUAGGCCUGACUAAUGAAUUACACCAUUGGAAUAAACUCUUAGAUUGUAAAAAAAAAAAAAAAAAGAAAAAAUGAAAAUGAUAAAA